AUGAAUGUGAAAAAACGUUUCUUAUUUCUUGGUCCAACUGGAGUUGGAAAAUCUUCAUUGAUCAAUGUUCUCUGUAAUGAUGAUGUUAGAAAAGAAUCUAUGAAUGCACCAGCUACAAUUGGCUCAACAACUAGUGGUGUUACACAAAGUUUUACUACUUAUUAUGACAGUAAUAAGUAUGCCUAUACAGAUUCUAUUGGCUUUGGUGAUACUAGAUUUACAACAGACGAAAUAGUUACAUUGAUAAAACAAUUGAUUGAUAAUGCUGUCAUUGGUUAUAACAAAAUUUAUUUAUGUAUUCAAUAUGGAAGAAUAUCUAUGGAUAUUUGGCGAUAUAUCGAUUUAAUUAUUUCUGUUUUUGGUGAAGACGGUUUAAAAUGGUGUACAAUUAUUUUUACACAUUGCAACGAAGAGAAUAUGAACACUGAAAUGUUUUUAAAUAUAAAUAAGAAUGAUGAAAAAAUGAUUCAACUUAUGGAUAAAGUAGGAAAUGUAAUAUUUGGUGAUCUUCAAACACAUAGCAAUCAACAAGUAGAUUGUCUAUUGAAAGAUAUACGAAAACGUUUUUUAGAUAAUGUUAAAUUUGAUGUAACUAGGGGUGUCGUCUUAGCAUUAGUAUUGCAUUAA
Molecule: messenger RNA, 627 nt
Organism: Rotaria sordida
Lineage: Eukaryota; Metazoa; Rotifera; Eurotatoria; Philodinida; Philodinidae
Source: the annotation of a GenBank genome assembly